AUUGAUUUAUUUUCAGCAACAAUUGUAACAUUCUAAGAUGACUUCCUGGAGUGACCGUCUACAGAACUAUGCGGAUCUCCCAACCAACAUGGAUGGUGUUGCCCUAAAGAAAUAUCGACGUGAAACGCAUCACAGCAACUAAUCAUUGACUUGGAAUGUUAUGGCUGCAACACAUUCUAUAAGAGCUUGGACAGGUGGCAAAAAAGACUGAGAAAGUUGAGGAAUGCUCAUCAAACAUCUCCGGUACAUCCCACAGGUGGACAGGCUAGUUGGGAACAGAGUGUUUGUCAACCGAAGUUUAGCAAUGGAGAAGAUCAAGUGUUUUGGUUUUGAUAUGGAUUAUACUUUGGCAGUGUAUAAGUCUCCUGAGUACGAGGCCCUUGGCUUUGACUUGACAGUGGAGCGCCUGGUGUCUAUUGGAUAUCCACAGGAGCUACUCAACUUUGUUUAUGAUCCCUCAUUCCCCACGAGAGGCCUUGUCUUUGACACUAUGUAUGGUAACCUGCUCAAGGUGGACACCUAUGGGAACAUCCUAGUUUGUGUGCACGGUUUCAACUUCAUUAAAGGGGCUGACAUCAGAGAGAUUUACCCAAACAAAUUUAUUCAGCGUGGAGAUACAGACCGCUUCUACAUCCUAAAUACACUCUUCAACCUACCUGAAACCUACCUCUUUGCUUGCUUAGUUGACUUCUUCAGUAACUGCUGUCGGUACACAAGUUGUGAGACCGGCUUUAAAGAUGGUGACCUUUAUAUGUCUUAUAAAAGCAUGUUCCAGGAUGUGAGGGAUGCUGUAGACUGGGUACAUUUCCAGGGUUCUUUGAAAGAAAAGACUGUUAAAAACCUGGAGAAGUAUGUAGUAAAGGAUCCUAAGCUUCCUCUCCUUCUUAGUCGAAUGAAAGAAGUGGCCAAAAUAUUUCUGGCAACCAACAGUGACUACAAGUACACCGAGAAAAUUAUGACCUACCUGUUCCAUUUUCCUCAUGGUCCAAAGUUGGGUACAGUCCACAGGCCCUGGCAGUCCUACUUCGACUUGAUCCUGGUAGAUGCCCGUAAGCCUGUGUUCUUUGGAGAGGGAACCGUCCUGCGGCAGGUUGACACAACAACUGGUCAGCUCAAGAUUGGCACGUACACUGGCCCCCUCCAGCAUGGAAUUGUUUACUCUGGAGGUUCGUCUGACAUCGUAUGUGACUUGUUGGGCGCUAAGGGCAAAGAUAUCGUCUACAUUGGCGACCACAUCUUUGGUGACAUUCUGAAAUCCAAGAAGCGCCAAGGCUGGAGAACUUUCCUGGUGAUACCAGAGUUGGCCCAGGAGCUGCAUGUGUGGACUGAAAAGAGCUCUAUAUUUGAGGAGCUCCAAUCUCUGGACUGCUUCCUUGCUGAGCUUUACAAGCAUCUGGAUAGCAGCAGCAAUGAGAGGCCUGAUAUCAGUUCACUCCAGCGACGCAUCAAGAAAGUUACACAUGACAUGGACAUGUGUUACGGCAUGAUGGGAAGUCUGUUUCGCAGUGGAUCCCGUCCGACUUUGUUUGCCUCCCAGGUGAUGCGUUACGCAGACCUGUACGCGGCCUCCUUCAUCAACCUGCUAUACUACCCCUUCAGUUAUCUCUUCAGAGCCUCACAUGUUCUGAUGCCGCACGAGUCAACAGUGGAGCACAAGCACGUCAACGUGAACGACAAAGAGUCCCCGCUGGCCACAAGAAACCGCCAUGAGUUGGACUUAAAGACCAUAGAAUCCAAACGAAAGCAAAUGCCCCGAACCGUCAGCGAGAUUCAACCACCUCAUUUCUUCCCUCAAGCGCCACAAGAGAUCACCCACUGCCAUGAUGAGGAUGACGAUGAGUAGAAGAAAUUCAAGAAAAAUACGCUCCUCUACUGUAACGGAGUGCUAGCUUAUUUUUAAAAGGACAACUAUGAUGGACAACUUUGUUGAUAUAGCGCUUUCAAAGCAGCAGGUUAGUAAAACACUGUGCAGAAAACGGUUAAUGACAAUUUAAAUGUUCUUACAAAAAUAAAGCAAUCAUAUUUGCUGAAUCAAAAUACGAUUGUAGACCAGUGGUUCUUAACCUUGAUAAAGGUUAACAACCCCACGAGCAUACUGUAUGUGCAUUCACCCAAGCCUUCGGAAUUUAAUAAAGUAUGGAAUUAAAUUUGUGUCAAAAAAGAG
This is a messenger RNA of Corythoichthys intestinalis (scribbled pipefish), 2164 nucleotides long. It is a transcript of the gene nt5c2a, whose product is annotated as 5'-nucleotidase, cytosolic IIa. The coding region runs from base 224 to 1843 and encodes 539 amino acids. The record is from RefSeq and is a predicted model, not a curated record. The transcript is spliced from 18 exons. Gene Ontology annotation, molecular function: 5'-nucleotidase activity. Lineage: Eukaryota; Metazoa; Chordata; Actinopteri; Syngnathiformes; Syngnathidae.